UGCUAGCCACACCCCUCUCUGUGACUCUGCCUUUGGGCUCCGCGCGUUUUAAUCCGAUGGUGUCCCCACGGGAUCAAAUUUCAGCGUCAUAGCUGGGGACUGGCUUCGCGGUCCCUGAUGGGAGAGCAUGAGCAGGUGCAACCCUCUUCUGGUUGGCCUACCCCUGGACCCUGACUAUUCGGUGCCUCGCUACUGUUCACCUUCCUCACCUUCCAACGUGUGUUUGUCUGCUAACAAGAAGUGUGACAAGUGCUGUGAAAAGACCUUGGAAUAUACAUUUCACUGGUCCAGGACCCCGGAGGCAGAGACCUUGGAGCCAGCUGCACCUGAGAACACAGCAACGGUUGAAGCCCGGAGGCCAGGGAGGGACUCAGGGCCUCAGUCACAUGGGUCUCCCCCGCUCCCCAGUUCAGACUCACCAGAGCACUGUAAUGACCAGGACCUUCCGAAGAGGAAUCCCAGCAACACUAAGAAGCCCUUGGAGACCUGCUCUUCUAAAACCAAAGUUAAGUCCACAGUAAUGAUUCCCGACUGCCAGAAGCUUCUGAGAUGUGAACUGGAGUCACUCAAGAGCCAGCUACAGGCCCAGACCAAGGCUUUCGAGUUCCUAAACCACUCAGUGACUCUGUUGGAGAAGGAGAGCUGCCUGCAGCAAAUCAAGAUCCAACAGCUGGAAGAGGUUCUGGGCCCCACCAGCCGCCAGACAGACAAAGAGGAACACAAGUGGGAUGUGGAGGAGGGACGGCAGGAGCUAUAUGGGGCCCUGGCUCAAGGCCUGCAGGGGCUGCAGAAGACCCUGCGCGACAAUGAGGAGGUACAGCGGGCCCGAACCACCCGCUGCCUGCAGCUGCUGGCCCAGGAGAUCCGGGACAGCAAGAAGUUCCUGUGGGAAGAGCUAGAGCUGGUGCGGGAGGAAGUGACCUUCAUUUAUCAAAAGCUCCAGGCGCAGGAAGAGGAGAUCACGGAGAACCUGGUGAACAUCCAAAAGAUGCAGAAGACACAGGUGAAGUGCCGCAAGGUCCUGACCAAGAUGAAGCAGCAGGGGUAUGAGACAUCCAACUGGCCGGAGCCUAAGGAGUUGCCACCAGGAGGCAGUGGCUCCUGGAGGGAUGACCUCCAGAAAGAGCUGGGUGACAUAUGGGCUGCUGUGCACGUGCUUCAGAACUCCUUUGAUGACCUCGCCAUAUCCUCAAGGGGCCGCCCCAGGGCCGCAAGCCUCAGGGGUUAUAAGGGGCACCGAUGCCUGAGCCCUCCACUCCCCUCCUGGGACUCAAACUCGGACUCAGACCAGGACCCUUCCCAGCCACAACUCAGCAAGAGCCGCUCCUUCCCACCUGCCUGAGCAGCUGGGACUGCUCUCCCUGAAGACCCCUCCAGAGAGAAAAUAAACUAGCUGAGACCCUCCUUCACCUGUGGACUGUUGCUCCUGCUGCUUCUUAUGACUGAGUGAACCCCCACCCCAGUUUACUACUUACUGGGGAGGAUGUGAAGCCCUCAGGAUAUGUGAGCCUAGGGUCAGGGGACAGUGCGAGCCUGGAUCUAGUAAAUGACAAAGUCAGGGGUCAGACUAUCUAAACAUAAGUGCAUGGACAGGCUCUUCCACACUAGCCACCCACCCUCUUUUCUGGAGUGCCCUGACGAUCCGGCCUGCUGUCCCUACGGCCCAAACGGGGAGAUUGAGGCCCAGAGAGGGAGGGUCGCCGCCCCAAAUCAGGGUCUGACAUCCCACCUUCUUCUUCCUCUCAGCAUCUGCCAGAGUUCUACCUCUCAAGCACCAACCUUCCUUCUCUCCCAAUCUGUUCUAAUACGUCCCCUCCCCCAAGAGCAGCUGAGGCUCCGCCCCAGAUCUCGCUAAUGAGACACCGCGAGGCCCCGCCUCAAGGGUUAUGCAAAUGAUGCUUCCAGAGGCCCCGCCCCUCGCUCCGCCGCGGAGUCUGCGCGGCGCAGCCCGGCAGGCGGUCGGCGUCUUCAUCUCUGCGUUAGCCCGCUGGCCAGCCGUCUGUCUGUCUGUCCCGCCGCGCCGGGGCCGUCUAGGCGGAGCUGGGCUUAGGCGGCGGCAGACUCGACCCGGUGAGGCAGAGGGCCUUGGGGCGCCCCCUGAACCCCUCUCUCGGGCUUCCCAUGCUCAGUCUGUCUGUCUGGCCAGGGUUUCCUUCCUCUGGGUCGGGUCCCCUGCGGGUCCAGCGCGGGGAGGGGGAUGGGAGGCUGCAAGCUGGGCCUUGAGGACCAGGCUGGGGAAGGAGAGCAUGGGGAGGGGACCCCUGUGAGACUGUCAGCGAUUGUGUGGUUCUCAUUAUGUGUCAGUGUACAGCUGUAUGUCUGAUUGUGUGGCUUCAGGGGUGACUGUGUGGUGUCUCUGUGGCUGUCUCCUGUGGCUGUCAUUGUGUGGCUGUUGCCAUGGCUAUCACUCAGUGGGGUGUGUGUGUGUGUGUGUGUGUGUGUGGUGGUGGCUGUGUUGUUGUGGCCACCUUUGAGUGGCCGUGUGACUGCUGUCAGUGAUUGUGUGGCUGUCUCAGUGUCAGUAUGGUUGUUUGCAUAUGACUAUCAUUGUGUGGCUGCUCUUAUGUGUUCCUUCUGAUGGUGUGUGUGGGGCCAUUAUUGUGUUCCAGUGUGUGGCUGUGAUCAUGUGCCUUUCUUGUGUGGCUCUGUGUGCAAGUCUAUGCCAUGGUCCAUGUAUGUGCCCUUAUGUAGCCAUGUGGCUGUGGUUGUGGAUGGCAUAGAGCUCUAUGACUGUUAAUGUGGAUGAGAGACUGUUAAUGUGUGCCAUUAUGUGUCUUGUAAUUGGGGGUGUGAUGCUGUGAUCAGGUCUGUGACCUCCCUCCAUUGUGUAUGGUGAAUCUUUUCUUUGAUGCAGCUCUUAAGUGUGUUGGCAGCCUUGAGUCUAUAUCCUUGAUGGACAUAGACUCGAGUGGGGCUGUGUGUGGGGCUGUGAGGUGUGUGAAGGACUUCCUGUUGUGUCCCAAUAACUCUGUGUGUGUGUUUGAUCUGUGUGGGUGUCUAUGACAAGCUGUGUGCACACUGUGCUGUGUGUGAGUGUGCAGUUAUGUGUGUAGUGGGUGUUGGGCACCUGUCUGAAUGAGCGAGCUUGUCUUGUUCACCACAAGACUGCCACCCAGCACAGCGCCUGAGACCCAGCAGGUCCUUGAUCCUUGGUGGAAUGGACAAAUGCUAUGUGGUAGUGGGUGUGUGUGUGUGUGUGUGGUGUUUGGGAUGGAGACUCUGGCUGGGUUGUGUACUCUGGGGGUGCCAAUGUGUGAUUGUGUCUCUGGAAGGGUGAAGGUGCCAUGGCCAGGUGGGCAUCUUGGGCAUCUGGGAUCUCUAGUGACCCUCAUCCCACAUGUCACAUUGCAGAGCAAGCCAUGUGGUUGGGGCACUGGACCCAGAGUGCCUACCUUUGCCUGCCUGGGCCUCAGUUUUUGCAUCUGUGCAAUGGGCGUGACCAUCCCUGCACUGCUGGUGGCCAGGAGCGGCUUUGAGUCUGUGGGUGUGGCAGCGGCCUGGGGGAAGCCAUAGGGUCCUUUCACAGGUGAGGCUUGGCCUUCAUCAUGGCGGGAGGGAGACCUCAGCUGAAGAGGAGUUUCUCCAUCAUUCCCUGCUUUGUCUUCGUGGAGGUGAGGAGUACAGUACUUCCCCUGCCCAGACCCUCAAGAGGGAGGAGGCGCCUUCAGAAGUGGCACUUCCAGGGUGCCAAUUGAAUGCAGCCCAUCCUUACUGGGGGACUCUUGAUGCCUCACAUACCCUCCUGAGCCUCGGUUUCCUCAUCUGUCAAAUGGGCAUAAUUAGAGUCCCUCUCUCUUAGGGCUGUUAUGAAAGUAAAAUGUACUAAUUCAUGGAAGAGUUUUAGUGUGACUCCCCAUCCACCUUCUUUCUCACCAUGGUCUGUCCUGCCAUUGCCCACUGUCUGUCUGUCUCUCGGAGCCCUGGCCUUGUGCUCUCUUCCUCUUCCCAGUUCCAUCUCCUCUCUCCUCUUCGUUUCUCUCUGUCUCCAUCUCUGAGUCCCUGUCUCCGUGGCCCAGCUCAGGCCUGACCCUCUCUCUCUCUCUCCCUGUCCUGUUUGGGUGGCAGUCUGUGCUGCUGGGCAUCGUGGUCCUGCUUGCUUACCGCCUGGAGUUCACGGACACCUUCCCCGUGCAUACCCAGGGCUUCUUCUGCUAUGACAGUACCUAUGCCAAGCCCUACCCAGGGCCUGAGGCCACCAGCAGAGCACCUCCGGCACUCAUCUAUGCCCUGGUCACUGCUGGGCCCACCCUCACGAUCCUGCUGGGGGAGCUGGCACGUGCCUUUUUCCCUGCACCACCUUCAGCCAUCCCCAUCACUGGGGAGAGCACCAUCGUGUCUGGGGCCUGCUGCCGCUUCAGCCCCCCGCUGCGGAGGCUGGUCCGCUUCCUGGGGGUCUACUCUUUCGGCCUCUUCACUACGACCAUCUUCGCCAAUGCGGGGCAGGUGGUGACCGGCAAUCCGACGCCACACUUCUUGUCCGUGUGCCGCCCCAACUACACGGCCCUGGGCUGCCCGCCACCCUCACCGGACCGGCCAGGGCCCGACCGUUUCGUCACCGACCAGGGUGCCUGCGCUGGCAGCCCCAGCCUGGUGGCCGCUGCGCGACGCGCCUUCCCCUGCAAGGACGCUGCCCUUUGCGCUUAUGCCGUCACCUACACAGCGAUGUACGUGACGCUGGUGUUCCGCGUGAAGGGCUCCCGCCUGGUCAAACCCUCACUCUGCCUGGCCCUGCUGUGCCCCGCCUUCCUAGUGGGCGUGGUCCGCGUGGCAGAGUACCGCAACCAUUGGUCGGAUGUGCUGGCCGGCUUCCUGACUGGGGCCGCAAUCGCCACGUUUCUGGUCACCUGUGUCGUGCACAACUUCCAGAGCCGGCCACCCUCUGGCCGAAGGCUCUCUCCUUGGGAGGACCUGGGCCAAGCCCCCACCAUGGACAGCCCCCUCGAAAAGUUAAGUGUGGCCCAGGAACCCGAGGCCUGCAGGCCGCAUUCGACACCGGCACGGCUCACCCCAUCCAAGCCGCAGAACUGCGCCCGCCGUGGCCACCUGAUCCCCAGCUGCGUGUCCUCCAGGGCUCCAGCCAUGUGUUCGUCGCCCCGUGUGCCCCGCCCUCGACUGAGGUCUGAGCCGACGCCCCUGCCUCUGCCCCUGCCCCUGCCAGCGCCAACCCCCAGCCAGGGCCCCUCGCCCUCCUCCCCUGGGCCUGGGGGCCCUGGUGGGGGUGGUGGCCGUGGCCGGAAGCUGCUGCUGCCCACGCCCCUGCUGAGGGACCUCUAUACCCUUAGUGGACUCUACCCCUCCCCCUUCCACCGGGACAACUUCAGCCCUUACCUCUUUGCAAGCCGUGACCACCUGCUGUGAGGCCCAACACCCACCCAGAAUCUGCCCAGUCCCCAUUUCUUCCCUGCCACGCGUGUGUGUGCGUGUGCUGUGAGUGCCAAAGCCCCUGUCCCCAAACCAGCCAGGCCUAGACAUCAGAGGAUGGCUGGAAGGACACCUGGGCAACCCCCCUCCCUGCCUCUCUUGCCCUCUGGGACAUCCAAGUGUGCAUAAUUGGGAAGUGGGGCCUUGCCUCGUUGGAUCACCCUUUUAAGGGCCAAAGCCUGACCCCACUACUGGUCAUUGCCCAGGCAAUGGGAGCCCCCACAGUUCUCAGAAUUCUAGCCAAAAGGAGUUUACUCCAGCCAAUAUGAGCCUCCCUAUCACUUCUUAGAAGCCUCAGGCAAGAGGGCAACUCUAGUUAGUGUUCAGAGUCUGAACAACCAAUAGGAGUCCUUGGUUCUCAGAAUUUCUAGGGUGGGUGGGUAUGAUUCCAGUCAAUGGGGGACCGCCCAUAUCUAAGCAGGUGCAAAGCAGAGGAGGGAGAUGGGGUCAUCUUUUGUCACUGAGUCCUCUCUCCUCAGAAUCAGAGGGUCCAGCUGGAGGGUGGGGGGCAGGUUCCCCCAUGGCAGGGUCCUUGGGGUACCCCUUCCUCUCUCAGCCCCUCCCCCAUGUGCAAUCUCUCACCCAGCCCAUCCUAACUCCCUACUUAUGCAGGGCUUGCCCCAGUUCAGAAGUUUUGGGGUUCAGGGUGCUGUGUCCCCUCUUGCCUGUGUCCAGGUCACCCCAAACCCUUCUGUUAUUUAUUAGGGCUGUUGGAGAGGAGUUUUUUUUUUUUCCUUAGAACCCAAGCCCUGUUCUUUGCACUGCCCCCCAUGCCUCAGACUUACACAGAUGUGCCAUCAUAGGGGCAUGCGUGAAGCAGAGAGGGCUCCCCACUCCAGGCAGCCAAAGGCAGUGGGCAGGGGAAACACUGCCCCCCCUUUCCUGCCCCCUCCUCAUCUUUAAUAAAAACCUGUUUGUAACAGAAGUUUGGCCACCUGCCUUCCUACCUGUGGCAGGGUGUGGAAGACUUUAAUUUGGGAUCUAGGUGUCAGUGAGGCUGGGUGUGGGUAUACUGUCACAGGGCAAUUGUGGAGAGGCAGCAUGGGGCUAUGGGGUCCCUGACUUGGUUUUAAAUCCUGGCCCAGCAUUUCCUGGCUGUUUGACCUUAGGAAAAUUAAUUAACCUCUCUGUGCCCUUGUUUUUUCAUCUGUCAAAUCCGAACAGCCCCAUCAGCCACAUGUAAGGCACACAAACACACUGUGAGGAACCUCACAUGACUGUCCUCCCCAGGCAGCUAGCCUGUUUCUGACCAUGGGGUGCAGAGGGCACAAAGAAUAGGGUGAGAUGACCCUCAGGGUCCUAAGAGAAGGGGAUGCUGAGGGCAGUAGGAACCUCCAAACUGAACCCCUGACUACACGGCUUUGAGCAGGGGUCUGAUUAUGAGGUUGUGCUGAGAACCAACCUCUGAGAGCCCAACAGAGAGUGGCGAAGGUAGGGACAGAGCGCCACAGACCCCCCCCCCCUACACACACUGCUUCUGAAGGGCUUCAGACAGCCCAUUCAGGGCAUAGGGUCAUCCAGAAACCAGGAAAGGGGAGUCUGUUUUGUUUUCUCAUUCAUUCAUUUAUUCAUUCAUCCAUCCAUUCAUUCAUUCAACAAAAACUAUGGAGCACCCCCUGCAUGCCAGGUGCUGUUCAGUUAGGCACAAGGGCUGCAGUGGUGACCAGAACAGACACAAAAUCCUACCCUCAUGGAGCUCACAUCCUAACAAGAUAAAUAAGCCAAACACAAAACUACAAUUCCAAAUUUCAAGAAGGUCUGAAAACCAAUAUUUUUUCCAUAACUCAUUUGUGGCAAGACCUGAACUGACAUUAGGUUAUUACAGCUUUUACUUAUUUAACUUUAUGUAAAUGUUCUUAUGUUUUGUUGCAGAUAAACUAGAGUAUUUAAUUUAGAGUAUUAAAUUAACACCCAGGUCCAACCAAGGGUGUUAUUCAAUACAUAGAAUUUACACCAUAGUACUUUUUGAAAAUCUGAAAAGGUAUCAGGAUCAAGGAUUUAGGUCAGAGCAUGAGAUCUCUGAUAUGUUAGCUAUUGAUAAGUGAUAAGGUGAAAAUUCAAGCUAGAGAAGAAGUUCCCAUUGUGCCUCAGCAGUAACAAAUACGACUAGUAUCCACGGAUGCGGGUUUCAUCCCUAGCUUUGCUCAGUGGGUUACGGGUCUGGCGUUCCUGUGAGCUGUAAUAUAGUUCGCUGACGUGGCUCAGAUCCCAUGUUGCUGUGACUGUGGUGUAGGCUGGCAGCUAUAGUUCCAAUUCAACCCCUAGCCUGGGAACUUGCAUAUGCCACAAGUGUGGCCCUAAAAAGAAAAAAAGAAAAAAAAGACACUGGGACAACUUUGGGAUGGUGACACAGUUUGCAAUUUAAAGAGGGUGGUCAGGCAAGUUAUUUCUGAGGAGUUGGCACUGGAGAUGAGGUGUGAAAGAGGGAGGGAAGGGAACCAAGCCAAUAUCCGACGUGUGGGGCUGGGGAGCAUUCCAGGCAGAGGGAACAGCAAGAACAAAAGGCUCUGAAGUGGAAACAUGCCUGCUGUGCUGCUGGAGCUGAACGAUGGGAGACACAGGGAGAGGGAGUGAGGGAGGUGGUGGUAUUCCUUGUGGGCCACAGGGAAUGAGAGGGGUGCAUGAGAGGGCUGAAAGCAGAGAAUGGACAGAAUCAUGGAGUCCCCUGCUUCACUGCAGAGUUUCUUUCCCCAGGGCUUGCACCCCCUGAGACCCAUGCUCCCUUAUGUCAUACAGCUGCCUCCACGCAGGCCAGGAAAGAAGCAAAACUUCAGCACAAAGGACAGCGCCCUAUGGCCAAACCAGUUGACGCUGUCCACGGUUCUGAUACUAGGCAUGGGCCACGAAAGGGUAAAGUCGGGGCUGCCAGACACAAAGCAAUGAGAUAGCAGCCCUAGCCUUUGCCUACACACACAUCCCAGGGCGGAUAAUCUUAGGUAUAAAAUCCAGACUAAUGUGUACUUGUUUAUUCAAAAGGCUCUUGAUGUUCCCCAGUAGGUCUCAUAGCCUCUCAAACUCAACCAAAACCAAACUCCAAUUUAUAAUAUGUCAGACUAUGAUCCUCUUGUACUCAAAUUCUCUCUUGGGUCCCCACGGCAUUCUGUGUAAAAGCCAAAGUUCUGCCAGUGCCUUCACCUGGAACGCUCUUUAUCCUUAGCAUCCGUUAUCUCCUCCCUCGCUAGGAUAUCAGUCCCACCAGGACAGAAUCUUUGAUGUCUAUCCACCAAUGAGCCCCUAUGCCUAGAACAAGACCGGGCACACAGUAGGUGUUCAACAAGUGUUUGCUAAAUACAUGAACUGAUCACUUCAGGAUGCUGAUAAACAGGCAGGAGCAUAGACUGUCACUGAGCUGUCCACCACCCUGUCCCCUCACUCUUCAGUCCUGCCUCCUCCAGGGAGCUCCUCUAAGCUAAGGGUCCUUCUGUCAAGACAUGAAGAUGGGAUCCUGAGAAGUGAGGCAAAGAAGUACUACACACAUGAGAGAAACACCUAAUAUCACAUCUUCGCCAAUGUACUCACUCAGCUGCAUUUAGAAGCACCUACUAUAUACCAGGUGUGGUUCUACGAUCUAGGAAGCCAGAAAGAAAGAGGAGCCCUACCCUGGCAGAGCUGACAUUCUAGUGGGAAGAGAGGCAAUAAGGUAAAUACAUAAGGUUGGAAGUGAUGUUAUUUGAAGAGAAACAAGCAGUUAAAGAGUGAAGGGGUGUAAUUUUACACAGGUGGUCAAGGAAAGCUUAAGUAGGUGAUAUAUGAGAAGGCACCUAAACUGAAUGAAAAAAACGAGGGAUAUCUGACAGCUGAAUGCUCUAAACAAGGGAACAACAAGUGCAAAGGACCUAAAACAAGGCUGUGUUUGGCAUGCUCCUAUGUAUAUAACUGUGUGGAACUCUGUGAUACAAUUGUCUCUGCUGGGUGCUUGUGCAUUUAGAGUGCUAUAAAAUUGAGGUGAAUCAUGGGCCUGAGGUGGUACAUUUACAGGGCAAUGUAACAGUAUGUCGUGUGUGUGUGUGUGUGUGUGUGUUGGGGGGAGAAAUGGUAUGAUUGUAUCAGAGUGUGUUCUGGUGUGUGUGCAAGGGAAAGGGUGUGGAGGCAUGAAUAUGGGAAAGAGUAUGUAUGGGAUACUUUGUGUCAGGAUAGGAUAGGGCAGGGAGCAUGUGGGUGAUGGGGAUUCUGAAAGUGAAAUAUAUGCAGAGAUGCCAUGUGUGCAUGCAUGCGUGUGUGUGUGUGUGUGUGUACGUGCCCAGCUGUGUGAGUGGGUGUAUUAUUGGAGGAUGUUGUGGAGCUGUGUUCCGGCCCCAGAGGGAGAGAGAAAGCCCUGGAAAUCUCAGUUCCUCCCUGCCCCUGGGUCUCCUGGCAACAGCACCACUUUGAAGUUACCAGGAGACAGAGUUGCCAGGGCAACAGGGGUAUGAGUGGCAGCUCUGGGGAGAAAUCUGGGUGAAGAGACACAACCACUGAUCACUUGAUCACUCACCUUGUUCCUCCUUCUCUCCCAGUUUCUCAUCAAUCCUACUUUCCUUUCUUCAUUCAUUCCUUUAAGGAGACUAUAUUGAGAAUCUACAAUGCCCUAGGCACUGUUCUGGGUGCUGGAGAUACCAAAGUGAACAUGACAAACAAGGUCCUGCUGUGGUUCUCCCUCAGUCUCCCAGCCCCCUGAAUCUCUGCCUAUUCUCUCCUGUGCCCCCUUUUUGUUGUUUGGUCCUGCCUCCCCCUGUACUACAAGCAGGACUCAAGAAGCCCCCAGGCCAGUGAGGAAGCCAGCUGAGACUCUUCUCACAGACACUAAGAGACAGCUGCUGAUGUUUUGCACAUGAAUGUCCUCAAGCCGGCAGUCCCAGACACAUUUGUGCUGGUAUUCAGGUGCAGAGAGAAGCACAUAGCUCAUCCAUCUCUCUUCUCCAUUGUCAUUGGGUGUUAUCAGCAGAAACACACACAGACACGUGCCUAUCACAAUAUUCCUCUGAGAUACCAUGAGCUACAAUUUACAGGUAAAAAACUGAGGCUAAGAGACUUUAAACAAUGUGUCAGUGAUUAGGACCUGCUCCCUCCAACUCUCAACACUUGUAUUGCCUGACUAGCAGAACGACUCACAAUAGUAGUAUUUGUGCUGCUUCGGCCAGCGGACUCACCAGGGAAGAGCCUUAUCUCCCUCAAAGGCCUCCAUCCCUUCCUCGGACUAGGUUAUUUGCCGCUUCACCACCAGAGGAACUGGGAAACAGCGAUCUACCUUUGAUGAGCAGAGCCUCGAACCAAUGGAGAAGCUAAGUACACUGUGGCCAAUGAGAUCUCGCCUGCGGCGGGAUUAAGGGCAGGAUCGGGCCACGGAUUGGACAGACGUUUGCUGCGAAUGGCGGAGACGCUGAGGCGGGUGCUAAACUCUGGCAGCGCGGCCGGCCCCGCGGAGGAGAGCACGGCUGAGGCCGGACCGCCUUUGCUGCUGCUUGGCGGUCCAGGCUCUGGAAAGACAGCACUGCUAUUCGCGGCGGCCCUGGAGACGGCAGGAGAGGGCCAAGGCCCCGUACUCUUCCUCACCCGGAGGCCUCUGCAAAGCUUGCCCCGCGGGACCCGAGCAGCGCUGGAACCCCUGCGGUUACAG
Messenger RNA from Sus scrofa (pig), 11017 nucleotides. Lineage: Eukaryota; Metazoa; Chordata; Mammalia; Artiodactyla; Suidae. The record is from RefSeq and is a predicted model, not a curated record.